Messenger RNA from Panicum virgatum (switchgrass), 5608 nucleotides. Its product is annotated as pentatricopeptide repeat-containing protein At1g22960, mitochondrial-like. Gene Ontology annotation, molecular function: protein binding. The transcript has 4 exons. The record is from RefSeq and is a predicted model, not a curated record. NCBI's taxonomy places the organism in Eukaryota, Viridiplantae, Streptophyta, Magnoliopsida, Poales, Poaceae. The coding region runs from base 86 to 2236 and encodes 716 amino acids.
UCGCCGCAGGUUCCUUCUCGCCGCCGCCGCCGCCGCGCCGUCAUUCAUGGAGAGGCGUCGCCGGGCGGGACUAGAGCUUUAAUCCAUGCUAUUCAACAUCCCGCACUGCAAAUCACAAGCUCCAGUAGCCGCCGCCGCCGCAGUCGCAGCUUUCCCCAGCCGCUUCUUGUCCUCCUCCUUGCCGGCGCUGGUCCCGCCGCCCCCGCCCCUGCCCGAGGAUAACCCGUUCGCCGCGCUCCUCGCCUCUGACCCUCCGCCGCCGGAGCCUCUCCGCCUGGUGCUCGCCGCGGGCGACGUCCGCUCCGCGCUCCGCGGCCUCCCGGGCCUCGCGCGCCAGCUCUUCCGGUGGGCGGAGGCCACCCCGCGGGGCUUCCCGCGCACUGCCUCCGCGUUCGCCGACGUCCUCGUCCCGCUCGCCCAUGCCAACCACCUCCGGGCCGCCUACCCCGUCUCCCUCCGCGCCCUGCACCUCGGCCUCCUCCUCCCCCUCGUGUCCCUUCUCUUCUCCGUUCCACACUCUCCCUCCAACCGAUCCCUGCUCAGCCUCCUCUUACGAUUGUCCACCAAGUUCCCAGCCCAAUGCGGAGCUCAGGACCCCGCGCCCACCACCUGUUCGACGUUGUGCCUGGCCGCCUUCCGCGAGAUGGCGUGCCACGGCGUGGCCCCUGAUGUCAAGGACUGCAACCGCGUGCUGCGUGUGCUUCGUGACGCUGCCAGGUGGGACGACGUUCGUGCUGUGUAUGCAGAGAUGCUCCACCUUGGAAUUGAGCCAAGCAUUGUGACCUACAAUACUUUGCUGGAUUCUUUCUUGAAGGAGGGAAGGAAGGACAAGGCUGCCAUGCUGCUGAAGGAGAUGGAGACACAGGGGGGUGAUAGCUUUCUGAAUGAUGUCACAUAUAAUGUGAUGAUUAGUUGGCUAACCAGGGAAGGUGAACUGGAGAAGGCAGCAAGGCUUGUUGACAGAAUGCGGUUGUCCAAGAAAGCUUCAUCCUUUACUUACAACCCACUUAUCACAGCAUUGCUUGAAAGGGGUUUUGUGCAAAAGGUUGAAGCUUUGCAGUUGGAGAUGGAGAAUGAGGGCAUUAUGCCUACAGUGGUCACAUACAAUGCUAUUAUUCAUGGGCUGCUUAAAACUGGGCAGGUAGAGGCUGCGCAGCUGAAAUUUGUGGAGAUGAGGGCGAUGGGCUUAGUGCCAGACUUGAUCACAUACAAUUUGUUGAUAAAGGGUUAUUGCAAGGCAGGCUAUUUGAAGGAGGCAUUUUGGUUGCUUGGUGAUUUGAGAUGUGCAGGCCUGGAACCAACAGUUUUGAAAUAUAACAUUCUUAUGGAUGGUUAUUGUAGAUUAGGUGAUUUAGACGAAGCUAGGAGAUUGAAAGAGGAAAUGGCAGAGCACGACUGUAUGCCAGAUGUUUGUACAUAUACAAUUCUCAUGAAUGGUUCAUGCAAGGUGAGGAGCCUUGCUAUGGCAAGAGAGUUCUUUGAUGAGAUGCUGAGCAAAGGUUUGCAGCCAGACUGCUUUGCCUAUAAUACAAGGAUUUGUGCAGAGCUAGCCCUAGGGGCUACUUCCAAGGCUUUCCAGUUGAAGGAGGUGAUGGUGUUGGAAGGAGUAUAUCCUGAUACAGUAACAUACAAUAUUCUUAUUGAUGGAGUGUGCAAGACUGGUAACCUGAAAGAUGCCAUAGAUCUUUGGAUAAAGAUGGUCAAUGAUGGUUUACAGCCUGAUUGUAUCACAUAUACCUGCUUGAUUCAUGCGCAUUGUGAAAGAGGACUCCUAAGAGAAGCAACAGAACUUCUUGAUAACAUGAUCUCAGAUCGUUUUAAACCCUCAGCUGUGACCUACACAGUUUUAAUUCACGCUUACUGUAGAAGAGGAAUCCUUUAUUCAGCAUAUGGUUGGUUUCGAAAGAUGCUGGAGGAAGGAGUUGAGCCUAAUGAAAUAACAUAUAAUGUGCUCAUACAUGGGCUAUGCAGGACAGGCAGAACUCAACUGGCUUAUCGCCAUUUCCAUGAGAUGCUGGAAAGGGGAUUAAUGCCAAACAAAUAUACAUAUACAUUGUUGAUAGAUGGGAACUGUAGAGAAGGCAAAUGGGAAGAUGCAAUGAGAUUGUAUUUUGAGAUGCAUCAGAAUGGUAGCAGUCCAGAUCAUUGCACACAUAAUGCCUUGUUUAAAGGAUUUGAUGAAGGCCGCAUGCACCGCACAAUUGAGUACUUGGAGAAUAUUGUUUUGAGUGAAUAGAUUGGUCUCCCUGAAAGAUUGACCUAUUGUCCUUGCUUAGCGGAUAUGUCCUUACAUGAUAGAUGGGGUUUGAGAAGGGAAAAGAAAAGAGAGUUUGAGAAGAUCUUCUUUGAGUUAAGUCACUGGGUGCUUUCCAAAUGACUAGUUAAGCAAAAGGAGGUCUUCCACUUGCUGCUCAAGAGAUUGUUGGAGUUGGGGGCAGUUCUGUUAGAAAGAAGAAAAGCAAAUAGUUGAGCAGAAACAAGUCUUCCUCUUGCUCUUAAACCUUGUCAGCAUUCUUUCCUUGGCAUUAUAUACUUUUGCCACUGGAAACUGCGUGGUAGGAAUAUGCUCCAGUUUCUAAAGGCCUCUCAUAGUCUCAUUAUACGAUUCUGUCCCAUUUGGUAUCUUCUUUUGAAGUUUUGAUAAGGUGUAAUGGAAACCUGUCCAUGAAUUCUGGAUGCCAACUAUCUCAAAUAGUAAAUGGCUGUGGGCCUUUUUGUGACUUAGCUUUCUUCAGUUAUACAUAGGAUUUGUCUUGGUAAGAACAUACCAAGAAUUUUUGUAAUAAAUAAUUCUUGUAUCACCAUUAAUUUUGGCAUAGGCAUAAGUGUUAUGAAAUUGACCCCUCAGAUAUAGAACUGUGUUCUCAUUCUUUGCAUCAGUUAAUGAGAAGGUUAUCUCUUAAUUUUAGCUCUGUGCACUGUUACUGAAUUUUGGCAGAAUUUGCAUGAAAAGACUCUUUAAUUUGUCAGCUCACAUAAGUAAUUGUUGUUUCACCUAUUUGCAUUCUAAUUUCUGAACUCCAUUUGCACCGUGUGCGUGUGUCACACUUGCAAUAUUUUCUGAAUUUAUGUACUUCAUGGUACAUUGAUUAGUCAUUAACCAAAUAGAGGUGAAAGAAUAUGGCCUGUAUGUAAUGAGUUGUGAUAACAUGGACGAGUUAAUACUUCAUAAUUUCAUAUAGGUUUUGCUAAUGCCUAGCAUAAUUAGGUAUCCUACUGUCGAAUGCAGUUUCAGUUAUUUGAUCUGUAACAAUCAGUCGUAAACUUUUUUUUUCUGUGUUCAUUAUAGAUUAACAGUACAGCUGAGGUAUGGACUUGUCAAUUAUAGAUUAAUCUUUUAUCUUAUCACCUUCUCAAACUGUAUCUUCUAAUAAAAGGUAAGAAACUUCAAUACUCAUGGACUUGAAGCUUUUCAUCACCUACUAAUCUAUUGAUUAUUAGAAUUAGUUUCCCUUUUGAUUGCUUAUUGGUACCAUAUGCAUAACAUAAGGUGGCAUUUUUUUUACUAUGUUCACUUUAUUUAGAGACUCGUGAACAUCCAAGGUACACUACUACCUCUUGUCCGAUUCACCUGUCAUUUAGGUCAAUGAUACAAUCUCCAAUGCACAAAGCUGACCAAUACUUUUCCUAAGCAUACGCUCUAAAACUAAUGAAUUUUAAUGACACGUGUAAUUUAUCAUUUGAUGAUGACUCGGUUGAUGUUCUCGUGUGAAAAGAAAACUGAAUACUUUUAUAUAUGUUGUAACCAUCAAAAAUUUGAUUGUUUGAUUGCAUGUUCUCUAGAAUGACAUCAAUUUUGGACCAAAGGACAAGUACCGAGGUCCCACAUGAUGUUGUAAUUAUUUGAUAUCCUGUAGAAUAAUAAUAGGAUAAAGUGAGAUUAUUGUCUAUCAUGUUUUGCUUUAGACCAGCCUUGCUGUUGUCGGAAUACAACUUCUGGAAAAAGUGGUAAACUAAAUAGCAGCUCGCAGCUCCAGUUUUUAGCAUUUUGAAAAUGGAUCUACUGUCACAUAGUUGAGGGCUCUUCUCCUAUCCAAGAGUGUUUAGAACUUAGUUGGUCCACCAAUCUGCCAGCAUGAACGUAUGUCCAACUUCUGGAAGAACAUGAUACUAGAUUCAUGGAAAUGCCUCUGCUGCUCAACAAGCACUAGCCUAUCUUCGUAUCCUUGCCAGAUGUAUACAGUAUACAGAACCGCCAUUUUGAGGGAAACGGUCAGCCUCUAAUCAUGAUGGAUUGAUUUGUAGAUCCAUUGCUGCCUUGAUUUAUUCUGAAACAUAAAGUAGCCAAUCUAUGUUGUGCCAACAUAUCUUAGAAAAGGUAGCCUAUUUUUUAUGACAUUGCUUUAGUUCAACCUUGAAUACAUAUGUUUCCUUUGGUAUUUUUUUUCUUCCUGUAAUUUUCAUGUAAAUGAACUAAUAUAUUACUGUUUCUAUCGCUGCUUGUAUUACAUCUUCAAUUAACCUGCUCUGUGAAGUAGUAUUCCAUGCAAUGCAAUCUUUCUUCUGCAUUUAUAUCUGAGGCUGUGAUUUACCUCCAUAGUUCUUGGCAUUCUUAUCUUCUGAAGGUGAAGGACCUCCAUAUCAUGCUUGCUAAAUAUUUCUGGGUGGUGCAUGGCUGCUGCAACAGAAUGGAGCCACCUCUGGAUCAUCCACAGGUAAAGCAAGGAUGACAUGUUGCGUGCAAUCUAGAGGGUGCUGUGCUCUUGCACAAUCAGUUUCUUGAGGCCCGCAUGGAUACUUCAGCUGGGAAGGAAGACCAUCAGUAGUUGAUAAUCCGCAUGGGAAUGAGGACCUUCAACUACAUCUACGUCUUGCAAUGAGAGGAGCAGGAGCAGCAUUUGACCUAUUGGAAGACUGAUUCUGAUGAGAGCAUCGAGUUUAACCUACCAGAGAAGCCGUCUUUCCUGUCAAGGGUCCUUUGCAGAAAAGAUGAAGUGAACAAAAGUGCUCUGAAGCGGUCGACCACAACGACGUGUCAGGAAGGAAGGCUGGCAUCCAGAUCAACGUGUCAGGGUUUAGCGACCACAACGACGUGUCAGGAAGGCUGGCAUCCAGAUGAACCCAUGGACGUUGAUCAAGUUGAGCAAGGAGAAGGUGACCAUAGCCGCCGUCGCUGCGUGCAUGUGAGCGGAUCAGACAGAUGCUGCCAACAUCACCACUUGCUGUGUCACCGCAGCCGUUGCCAGCCUCCACCUGGUGAUGCCCCUUGCGCCGGGUGCAGCUUGGCAUCCUAGGGGGCAAUGUGAUGCCAAAGCAGCGUCCAUUUCUGCAAUGGGAUCAUAUCAGCUGCAGAGAUCCCAUCAUCUCAGUCGUCUUCCGCAUCUUGAAAGGAUGUUUUGGAUUAGAAUGUACCUCUAUUUCCAACAUCCGAUUAUUGUAGGCAUGAUUCCAAGGUUGAUUUCUUGCUUCUGAAUGCUGGCUGUCCAUUACAACAUCUCCUGGUGCUGUGAUCAGAUUGGUGAAGAGGAGAUGGUACAAGGCACUGAUGAAAUUCGUUACCAAUCUAGAUGGUUUGUCUCUUUUCUGCCUUAGACAUGUGAACUCUUGAAAUUCUGCAACUUUGUUGCUUUUUGGUAAUGAAAUUUGGGGAACACCCCACAGUGGAAAA